AAAUGAAAAAAGAAAUAAACGGCAGCCACAAUUUCAACUUGGUAAAAUAAAAACAAAGCAGACGUCUUAAUAAUCAAAAUAAGCUUAAACGUGCCGGGUUGGCGGGCUCUACGCUAUUUCUCCAAGUGCGAGUCAACUGGAUUUGCCAAAGAAAUUGCUCGAUAUGUAAGAACGGGAAACCCAGGAGCUGAAGGAUCAAGCCCACUAUUUCCCCUCUACUGCUAUGCUGACUCAUGGCGCCAUUAUUGCUCAUCACAAACAAGUGACUCGUACUCUUGGUAAGCUUAAUUACCUUUCAAUUUGAAGUUAUGGUUAAUAUGUUACAUUCUCUUGUUAUAAUUCCUCGGCUAAUGUCAGGUUGACUUUUCAGCAUAUAGAGCGGCAGACAAGACACUAGAAUCCAAUAUCAGCUGUGAUGUGUAGGUUGAACUCUAUUUUAACAAGCAAUUAUUCUUCUGUUUUAAUCAUUGCAUGCAAUUUUUUUCUAAUCUAGACUAGACUUGUCUGAUGCUGUGAUUUAAGCAAGGAAAAACUUGCUGAGUGAGGGUUGUAGUUUGUACGUAAUGAGUUUAGGCGCUUGGUAAAUGAGGUUGAUGCUCUUAGGAUCUCGUCUUUUUGUUUCAAUCAAACUAAAAAAAAGGUACUGUACUGUUAUACGAAUUCAGUUUAUCCAGUACAAUUAAAUUCCCUGGCAUCUCCAGCUGGUGAAAUUGUUCACUUAAAUGGAAGUUCCAUCUGGGUUUCAUGAUAUGAAUAUAAUAAGAUCUGGAAUAUAUGUUUUAACAAGCGACAUGACAAUGUAAGAACAGGAAACCUCUUUGACUAUUCAAGAUUUGCCACCGGAAUUUGAUUUUUAUCCUAAGUUGUCCUAUGUGCAUUAUAUUUCUAAAUCCAUUUGUCAAAUUCAUCCCCAACGGCGGAUUAACGCUUGUACAGUUCCGUGACAUGAAAUCCCAAAUGAGCCUCUCUAAAUUCGUUUGGUCGAAGGUGGAGGUGCAACGCUACUUUUAGCUCUAUUUUCAUUUUAUUUCAGUUUACCUUUGUGGAAGUUUAGGAUUCAUUUCUUUAGAAAUUCGGUCUGGGCCAAUAGAAAUAAUUGUUGUGCGGCUGCUCGUUGAAUCUUGUGCGACCGUUAACUACACGUUUACCGCAAAUGUGUGCACAGCUCUUUCAAACGUGUGUUGGUAACAAAGGAAGUAUUUAUACCUUGAUUAUGUGAUGAGUUAUUUGUAGUUUUUAUUUUCAGGUCCGCUGUGGAACUGUGCCAGUUGACUGAUGGGCGAUAAAGGUGCAGUGAAACGUAUGCGUGAAAGGGAUGAUCAAGUCUACCGUCGUCUGAAAUUGACUUGUGAUAAGAGGCUUUUUUUUAUCGUGCUGAAAUACUGCAGCCCAUUGCAUUUGUUACAUACCCAGACCAAACAUCCGAGAACAACACAAAGCAUCAAAUAUUCGCUGAGUAAUUUUCUGAGUUAUAGUUGAUUUAUCUUUCAUUUCCGCAUCGUUCCGUUAUAUUCCAGCCUGCGGAUCGGUCGAAAGAUGCCUGCAAAAUCCGCUCAAUCAAAAUCUACCGUCUCUUUAAGGAGAUAUCCUUCAGGUAAGGUCAAAUUAUUUCCUUUUCAGAAACAUUUAAAGUACCGAUUGAUAAUGCUAGUUGAUUGGUGUGAACGUCCCUAGACCUAGACAAUUGUCCCACCAUUUCCCACACGGCCGUUCUCGCUGCAGCAGAAAGCGGCAAAAGCGAUUUAGGCUUAUGCCCUAAGCCAAAAGUAAAAACUAUUUUGUAUUUUCUCACGCCAACUUGUGAUUUCCAAAUGAUUCCAUAAUUCUCUUGAGAAGAGUUUGACAUUUUCUGUUCUUGGCUAAAUAGUCUUUUCUUUAAGAUUCUCUACUAAAAGAGGCGUGUGAAUAAUGUUGCGAUUUUAAAGAAAUCGUGGCAGCCAAAAAUUUCACUCGAAAGUGUGGCAAAAUAAUUACACAUCAUUCUAGUGGGCUCCUAUUGAUCGGUGUGCAUUUGAAAGUGUUUAUACACUUUUAACUAAAUCGGAUUUUGUAUACUUGAUAGAUAUUGGGAGUUUAUUAGUGAAAUUUUCGGCGUGGGCAUUCCGAAACUUUCUCCUAAAAGUUCCAGAAUCGAUCGUCUAGUCGAAUGUUGCGUUGGCCAGUUAAACCGGAAAUCUAGGCCAUCAUCUUCCGAUCUGCUGUGAGCGUGUGAUGUGGCGCACCGUUUAACGACUUUCGAGUUCGAUCGUUAAUUGGAAUCGUCCUAGUUGUUCAACAACAUUUUUCGAUAUGAGAUGCGUAGCAUAUCAUCUGCGGCUUAUUCUUCGCGCUUCUACUUUCUCUUCUUUUUAUUGGUUUUUAUAUUCCAGUUGGAAUAAUUACGUGUCUGUACUCUCUCGUCUUAUGUGCAUGGCAACGCCUUUGAGCGUCACACACGAGCAAAUGGGAAGUACCCCGAGGAAAGAAGACCACCACGUUAUAUAAUUCCCAGUGGAUUUUUUUUCGUCCAUUCAGUCGCUGAGGAAACUGCAAAGGGACCAACAAAAAAACGCCAAUCGCUCGCAAUUCCAUCUGGACGGCUGUUGUUUCUUUCCAUCCUCCGCCUUUAUACUGGAAAAAUCUGUUACUGCCGCUUCACACCUGUUAGAGGAUAGUCCACUUAACUCAGGAUAAUCAAAAUGCGUCAAUCUGGUCUAGUCUUACUGUUGGUCGGUCUCUGCGUCUUUGUCUCAUUCAUUUCAGCAGGAGUGUUGGAAAAAAUUCCGAAAAGGAAAAAGACGCCAUCGAAAUUGGGUGCCGGGACGUUGGAGUGGCCGACAAACAGCUCUGCGGCCGUCGUGCCCAAUGCCGACGGUGGUCAAUUGCGGAUAGACAUGUGCGAAGGCAACAUCGUCGUCCCCUUGUCUUCCUCUCGCAACGUCAAAAGGAAUUUCACGGUCAAAUCGACUCUGUUCCCGUUUAAACGCUCGACUCCUCUCAUCUGCUCUUGGAAUGUCAAGGUGAGCAAGAAUUGCCGCCGGGGAUUGGUGACGAUGACCAUUAACGAGCGCAGUCGAUUGGCAGGUGACGAAGGAUGUCUCAACGGAUUCUACAGCGUCUCUCCCUUCAUGGAUAACGUCAGAAUUUGUGGUCGCAUCAACUUUGUGCCGGCCUUCCAGUGGUACGUGGAAGACCAACAACCCGAAGUGACCAUCAACUUGAGACACGUCGGACUCGACGACGGAUAUUCUGAGGGACUGGCAUUCACCUUGUCAGGUGAAUGUCUGGCUGAAGGCUCGAACAUGACGCAAAGUAAAGCCAACCGAUCGUAUACGAAAUGGAUGCAACAGCUGCUGGACCAAUCUGCCAACUUUGGCGUACCCACACUGGUCGUACCCGACGACGACGAAGUUUACGCCACAACAGCCAGUCCAUUCUGGGCAUAUGAAGCAGAUGACACUGAACUGAACGUCGUCCAGUCCAACUUCACCAAACAGCCGACGAAAAUUGCUGCGCUGGAUUUCGAUCUGGAAACCCCGUGGCACGUUCUCAAAAAUCAUUCGGCGCCAUUGAGAACUAUAGCGCCAUCGCCCAUCACGACGACCACCAGUACUACGAAACCCCCAAAGAUUCCGUCCAUCUCUCCCAACAUCAGCAACGCCAAUAGUGUCGAACCGCAUCCCAUCAUCAACUUAAAUUACACAAUCCUCAACCAGACGGCCAUCAUCCCGUCGACCACCACCCCAAAACCUCCUCCUCCGGCCAAGCCCUUGAUUUCCGGCAGCCAUUUCAAUCUUGAGACUCCAUGGCACGUACUCAAAAACCAGUCGUUAAUGGCGCCAGCCAUUUCUCCAUUAAAGAAUAAGACCCAAAAUGUUUCCUUGAACGUCACUGCUGCGGCUGCUGCUGCUGUCCAGACGGUAGAGACCAUCUUGUGGACUUGAAUGGUUUCCAUCUAAACUCCUUACUAUACUCCCCUGUUACAAUUUAUAGUUUGUUAUUGAAUUAAUUGCAACUUUUUUUAUUAUUAUUUUAGGAUUGAUUUCGUUAUUGUUUGAUGUUUUGCCUUAAUUAUUAAUUAUUAAGAUGUUGUUAAUUUAUCUAAUAAUAGCAAUAAAUUUUAUUUGGCCCAGUU
Molecule: messenger RNA, 4114 nt
Organism: Daphnia pulex (common water flea)
Lineage: Eukaryota; Metazoa; Arthropoda; Branchiopoda; Diplostraca; Daphniidae
Exons: 8
Coding region: 2679-3923 (414 amino acids)
Source: RefSeq, a predicted model, not a curated record